Messenger RNA from Nerophis lumbriciformis (worm pipefish), 786 nucleotides. The record is from RefSeq and is a predicted model, not a curated record. NCBI's taxonomy places the organism in Eukaryota, Metazoa, Chordata, Actinopteri, Syngnathiformes, Syngnathidae.
AUGGUGCGCGAGGGUGGCGUGGCGGUGGCUCCAUCCAAAUGGGGCCUGUGGGCUUUCGCCACUUUGAUGCUCGCAGCACUCUGCUUGUCCGACCAGGCCAUCCGAUGCCCGGUGUGCUCCGAGGAGAGGCUAUCCAGCUGUCAAUUGCCGGAAAACUGUGAGGAGACAGUGCGGGAGCCUGGCUGUGGCUGCUGCCCCACAUGUGCCCUGCCUAAAGGGGCACAUUGUGGCGUCUACUCCCCCCGAUGUGGUAGUGGCCUGCGCUGCUACCCGCCACAGGGCAUUGAGAGACCACUGCACUCCCUCAUGCAUGGCCAGGGGGUGUGCACCGAUGAGAGAGAGGUGGAGGAAAACUCAGUGAUGGAAAGGCAGGAUGAAAUCAUCCCCGAGCACCCAAACAACAGCAAUAUCCGAUGCAGUACACAAGACAAACGGUGUAUACAGAAAACCCUGGCUCGACUCCCACUGAAAUCUACAAAUCAGAGAAGCAACACAGCUAGGGAGGAAGCCAAGGCUGCACUGGCUCCAUGUCGCGCUGAACUCCAGAGAGCACUGGACAGAUUGGCGUCGAAUUCCCGCACUCAUGAUGAUCUCUUCACAAUUCCCAUUCCCAACUGUGACAAAAAUGGAGAUUUCCACACUAAACAGUGCCAUCCAGCACGUGAUGGGCAGCGAGGAAAAUGCUGGUGUGUGGAUCAGAAGACGGGCAUGAGACUGCCAGGCCCACUAGAGCUGCGAGGGGAACUGGACUGCCACCAGUUAAUGACUGAUACUCUGAGGGAUUGA